CACCCUCGUGUUCUCUCUCUCUUCAUUCAGCAUCUUUCAUCUUGGUCAAUCUAAAUCUAUCGAUCUUCUUCAAACUCCCAGUAUAUCCUGCUACACAUUUUUUCUGAUAAGAGAAUGGCAGAUUGGGGGCCAGUAGUUGUAGCCACUGUGCUUUUUGUGCUACUGAGUCCAGGAUUGUUGUUCCAGCUUCCUGGUAAAGGUAGAGUUGUGGAGUUUGCCAACAUGCAGACCAGUGGCCCCUCCAUCUUUGUUCACACCAUCCUUUUCUUUGCCCUCAUCACCAUCUUCGUUAUUGCUAUUGGUGUUCAUGUCUACACAGGCUAGUGUCUGCUCAUCUAUAUUAACCUAUGCCCUUUCUAUUUUUCUUCUUGUUUGCUUGUUUUUAUCUCUGCUGAUAAAAUUUUUCGGUUAUUGUAACUGGGUAAGUCAUGUAAUCCUGUAAUCAAGAAGCUAUCGUUGAUCCAUCACCGAUCUGCAACACUAGUCCUGUCUUCAUUUUUUAUUUAAAUUUUUAUUGAAUAUUGCUGCUUCUGGAAUUAUGUAAA
This is a messenger RNA of Mangifera indica (mango), 545 nucleotides long. RefSeq lists its product as uncharacterized. The transcript has a single exon. Lineage: Eukaryota; Viridiplantae; Streptophyta; Magnoliopsida; Sapindales; Anacardiaceae. The record is from RefSeq and is a predicted model, not a curated record. Bases 115 to 324 code for a protein of 69 amino acids.